AUUUCAUAUGAAAAGAAUAUUAUAUUGUUAUUGUUUUUAAAUCAGUUUAUGAAAUGUUCUGUAAACAUGCUAUAACAUUUUAACUGGGAGGGUUUCGUAAACUUCCACCAGUCAGUUUGUUUUUUACAGAGAUUUUAAAUAUCUUUUUUAAAAACGAUAAAAUAAAAUAAAAAACAACUUCAAAAUUUUUUUGCUCUGUGAAAAACCUUUUUAUUUAAAAAUGGAAGUUUGCAAAUUUAUCAUAAAAAGGCACUUGAAAAAAAGAAAGAAAACAAAAAGAAACAGAUAGAGAAAGAAGUUGUAUAUAGAUACAAAUAUAUUUGUGGGUUGUAAGGGACACAACACCAUUUUUAUUAUGAACCAAACCCAAGAGGAUAGAACAUUUAUUUAUCCAGACAUCAGUUUUAAGUACAGGAAAAAACUUGAUACGUUUCAUGAAGGGCGCUUUUUCGGAACACGGCAGGUAAUCACUUCCGUCAUCAUAUCCGUCCGCCGUUUUUUGUUUUUGUGUUGUCAAAUAAAACUCGACGUUUAUUUGUUUUUGGAUAAUACAAGAUUGAGAUAUGCUAUAUGUGGCUUGUUUUUUUUGCACAUUAAGAAGUUAAAAAACGAAGAAAAUUAUCACUUAGGUGUGAACUAAGACUUAAGAAGAAAUGUUUACAGAUUGACUAAGUGUAAAUCAGUUUGUUUGAGCUGUUUCAAGACAAACCAGACUGUAUUUGUUAGUAGAGUGUGAUGAAGAUGCGUUUGUCUCACUGCUCAUCAGAAGAGUUGUAUGGUUGCAAAUGCAGCGGUUGUCAAGAGCUCAUUUCGCCGAACGAGCUUGUUAUGAAAGCUCUUGAGAACGUCUACCAUGUUAAUUGUUUUAAAUGCGACGAAUGUGGUGAUCGCUUAGAGAGAGGCGACGAAUUUAUUUUAAAAGAAGACAAAUUAUACUGCAGUGCGGAUUUCAAUGUUGCUGAGCAAAAAUCUGACGUUGAAGUAUUUAGCAGUGACGAAAUUGACAGCAUGUCGACAACAAGUCCUAAAAGUCCAAAAUAUGACGACAAAAAUUUCGACACGGCGAACGGUUGUAAACGACCAAGAACGAUUCUCACAGCGCAGCAAAGAGAAGAUUUUAAAGCAGCUUUUGAAGUAACUCCGAAGCCAUGCAGAAAGGUGAGGGAGCAACUUUCAAAUGAAACAGGACUAAGCGUGCGAGUGGUGCAAGUGUGGUUUCAAAAUCAGAGAGCAAAGCUGAAAAAAAUACAAAAAAGAAGCGAAGAAGGUGGUGAUACAGAUAAAAUAAGGAAGGCAAACAAUCAAGGAAAAAUAGGAAAGAAAAAAAGAUCAAAAUCAACUGGAUCCACAAAAUCAUCGGAAGGUUCCAAUAAUUUUACUCUGCCUGUUUCAUCAACAUCGUCAUUCCCGUUCUCUUUUGGCAACUUCACCAACACAGCUCCGUAUUAUGAAGCAGAAACGCUUAAUAAUAAUCACAAUAAUCUGCUGAGUCAGCAUAAUACCGACUAUUCAAUACGAACCCCAUACAACCCGUACACACGACUGCAAACAGGUUUGUUGGACAACAGCAGUAAUGUUAAUAAUACUCAUACGUCGUAUGGCAACGGGUUUCAUUUACCGUCAGUAACCAACGACACGCCGUCUACGCCGCCGACGACAAGUCAAUUUCAAUUAAUGCCUCAUUUAAUGAAUUCGUUUAUCUAAUAAGCUGAAUUAAUUGUGUACAUAUAUAAAUAUAUAUAUUUUAAAGAAAGAUUAUUUAUGGGAAAAGUCAAAACAAGUUUUCCUCGCAUCUCAAUGUUAAAGUGAAAGAAGUUUGGCAGUAAUAAAGAUUGGUUUGGAAAAUGACCAUGCUAAAAACUUUGCAAGCUGUUUUGGUUCCAAAAAAAACCAUUUUUUAGCUAUUUAGCUAUUUUUGUUAUUGUUGUUUAAUUGUAGAUUCGGUGCACAAUUUAUUUUUUAGAACAGAGUUCCCAUUUUGUUCUAUUUAUUUUAGGCUAGUGAUUCUUGUCUGAUUUACUUCAACAUUUGAGACAUCCAAAAAUCUUAAAGGAGAUGAAGUACAGAGCAAAAGCCCUAAAAAGCACAAAAACUGUGCACUCGUGGUUCAUGGAUAUCCCUAUUACACAAUUUCUACGCAUUGGUGAAAUUCUUUCAACUCCCUCCCCCCUACUUUAGCCAUCAUUGCACCAGCAAGCGAACGUGGCUGGUUUGCUUUUAGGGAAAUUACGUGUUAUUUUAUUCUUGUAAAGAAAAAAUUAUUUUUCUGUUACUUGACUGGUAGUGUAGAUAUACUAAAAGUAUAUCCAUGCUGGUAGCUAGUUGAGUUAUUUAGAAAUAUGUAAAUUUGAUGUUUAAAUUGCUGAAAAUAGAAAGAUUAGUUAAUAAAAUUGAAAAGUGAUUUUAAUUACCUAU
Hydractinia symbiolongicarpus is the source of this 2415-nucleotide messenger RNA. RefSeq names its product LIM homeobox transcription factor 1-beta-like. The coding region runs from base 736 to 1704 and encodes 322 amino acids. Gene Ontology annotation, molecular function: DNA-binding transcription factor activity, RNA polymerase II-specific; RNA polymerase II transcription regulatory region sequence-specific DNA binding. The record is from RefSeq and is a predicted model, not a curated record. Gene Ontology annotation, biological process: neuron differentiation; regulation of transcription by RNA polymerase II. Gene Ontology annotation, cellular component: nucleus. Lineage: Eukaryota; Metazoa; Cnidaria; Hydrozoa; Anthoathecata; Hydractiniidae. The transcript is spliced from 6 exons.